Molecule: messenger RNA, 1518 nt
Organism: Encephalitozoon romaleae SJ-2008
Lineage: Eukaryota; Fungi; Microsporidia; Unikaryonidae
Product: FusA-like translation elongation factor
Exons: 1
Coding region: 1-1518 (505 amino acids)
Biological process (GO): mRNA splicing, via spliceosome
Cellular component (GO): cytosol; U4/U6 x U5 tri-snRNP complex; U2-type catalytic step 2 spliceosome
Molecular function (GO): GTP binding; U5 snRNA binding; GTPase activity
Source: RefSeq, a predicted model, not a curated record
AUGACGCUCCUGGAUACUCCAGGGCAUUCCGAUCUAAUACAUGAGACUACUAAGGCGAUUGAAUGUAUUGAUAUUGCAGUUGUAGUCCUUGAUAUUUGCUGCGACUUAUCUCUUCAAUACGAGGUGGUUUUUAAUGCCAUUGCGGCCAGUAAGAAGCCACUGAUCAUAGUACUCAAUAAGACUGAUUUAAUUGGAAGAGAUUUUGCAAGCUUCAUUAAAAAGAAGAUAGAACACCUCAGAAGUAUUGUAGAAGAAAAAAUGUGUCCCCGAGGAUGGUUUGCUGUAUCCUCCAAGUACGGGAGUCUUAGCAGAAUAAAAGCAGAUGUGUAUGAAUCAAACGAAAAGUCCGAGGAUGUUCUUAACGAGUUGAUAGAAGAAAUAUUUUGCCUAGAGCCAACGAAACAUAACUAUAAUGAUGAGGAAAGGUUCGGAGGAUUUUUGUGGGCAGGAGGAACUAUAUUGUUUGGUCUUGUGCCAAAGGCUGAUUUCAAUGCAGGGUCCACAAUUAAGGUGUAUGGAACCGACCUGGCUGCUGAGAAACUCUACAUUCCAUUUCCAGGAUGCCUUGUAGAAACCAGGGCCGUCAAGGCAAACAUCGGGGUGCUGGUAAAGUUCCAAGAGGGCCUUCUACAGAAAAUUGAACUUCCUAACAACCAAAAGGUUUUAGGACAUACGAUCAAGAAAGUUUUGGAGGACAAAGGAUUGAUGUGCACCGACUCCGAGCUUCUUGAAGUAGUGGAUCCUGUGAUUAGAGUCCAAGUGAGCCCUAGUGACGAGGAUAUCUUUUUGAGGGAGGUUUGGAAGCUAAGACUAAUAUAUCCAGGCUUGAAGAUUGGCAAAAAGAGUCUGUGUGGAAACGGAGAGCUGCUUAUGGAUGCUGUACUGUAUGAUUUGAGGAACAAGCUGAAUGUUGAAUUUCAAGUUUUGAGUGUUUCUUCAAAUCUCAAGGAAAUAUUCAAGGAUUCAUUCAGAGAAGUAGUGGAGACAGGAAAAGGACUGUUAACAGUUGAAGGAGGGGUAACCAGAGACAUCGAUGAAGACCAUAAAUUUUCUGGGUACAUAGAGAAGCAGAUAUUGAGUAAAGGCCCACUGAUCAAAGAACCUUUUUCUCAUUCAUAUCUGGCUAUAUCUCCCGAGCCUUUGGAGUUAGACUUUGAAUGCUUUAGGAAGAUAGAAGAUUCUAUAGUCAAACAUGUUACAAUUCUGGAACCUCUUUAUCUAGUCGAAAUAGUGUAUACUUCUGAGGCGGAAGAUUUAGUCAAUGAAAUGAUCAAAUCUUCUUUUGGCGAAGUGAUUCGUCAGAAGUCUUUUCCUUUUAGUAUGCUGAAAAGCAUAUUAUGCUAUAUUCCUGUCCCAGAGUCUUUUGGAUUUGAGACAGAUCUCAGAGUUUAUUCCUGCUCGAAGGCUGACUGCAUAAAGAUUCCAUUGUAUUGGCGCCCAGUAUCUGACAAAAGUAGGGCAGCCAGCCUGACCAGGUUCAUGAGAAAAACUAAAAGAUUUGAAUUACAUGGUAAUUGA